AUGGAUAAGAAAUCGCCUGACGAACUUCUAGAAGAAGUCAAAAUUCAUCAAGUUGAACGUGAUGCAUUGGAUCGAGUCUUCAAAACUUUUGUAAGCAAAUCAGAUGAUCCGCGUGCAAUUGAAAGCUGUGUGAAAUUUGGAUGGCAAGAAGUUAGCAGAGUUUUGCACGAACUGGGCUGCAGACAGUCAAAACAAGAAGUGCAGCUUAUGGUAUGGGAAGUCGAUGAAGAUCUCGACGGUUAUGUAUCAAAAGAUUAAAUUAGAAUGGGUCUUAAGGGUUUAUCUCAGCCUCUCUCUGCCUUCGACGGCUUCAGACUCCUCGUCAAUGCAUCAGUCUGAAUUAAUGCUCUUUUCUGUCUAUGUCAUCAAAAAUUGGCGACAUCGCCAUCUCUUGUGAAGACACACCCAGGCGCUUCCUUGGACAGCUCUUAGCGAUCGAAAUAUAUCUACCCGGGGAUAUGAGGUAGCACAUGACCCCGAAUCUUCCCAUUACCUUCGCAUCCAGAAGUGUGAAGUUGUCAUAUGGACUCUGAUUUCCUUGUCUAAAAAAUCUGUCAUGGUGUCCCGGAGAAAGCACACCUAGAGCACUAACUUCUAGGUCCCAGCCUUCUUAGACCCAAAAACCCCAAAGGUAUGAGAGAAGGACGGGCCGGAUAAGUCGCCAUUUUAUUUGUAUACGUAUCAAAAGAAGAAUUCGAAAUAAUGUACAAGAGGGUCGUCAGUGAUAAAACAGGACUAGAGCCAAGAAAACUGUUUAAUUUGGUACAGUUUAUGAUGUACGACAAAGGAAAUACAGGCAGGGUUACUGUUGAAGACACUUUAGAGCUUAUUUACGUACGCUACGGUAUGGAACAUCUGGAAAAAGAAAUCCAAGCCUUGUUCGGGGAAAAUGAAAAAACAGACGACGGACAGGAGAAAUCUAUCACAUUUUCAGAGUAUUUAGAGCAAAUUAAUAAACGAGCUACUGAAAAGAGGAAAAAGAAAUCUUUUAAGAAAUCAAAGUAA
This is a messenger RNA of Blepharisma stoltei, 1005 nucleotides long. NCBI's taxonomy places the organism in Eukaryota, Ciliophora, Heterotrichea, Heterotrichida, Blepharismidae. The record is from the annotation of a GenBank genome assembly.